Desarmillaria tabescens is the source of this 676-nucleotide messenger RNA. RefSeq lists its product as uncharacterized. The transcript is spliced from 4 exons. The coding region runs from base 1 to 459 and encodes 152 amino acids. The record is from RefSeq and is a predicted model, not a curated record. NCBI's taxonomy places the organism in Eukaryota, Fungi, Basidiomycota, Agaricomycetes, Agaricales, Physalacriaceae.
AUGACUGAUGUACAGCUGGACAGUAACCAGAGAUUCUCAUUACUCUUCUUUCCUGGAAAUGGAUCGGCUAGCACCUUCUUAAUGGCAGGGAAAGGUGAGGAAAUGGCCCAUCAUCUAAGCCGUGGGAGGCCAUCAAAUAUCCGCCGUCCGACUACAUAUCCAUGUACUGUCGUCAACCCUGGAAACUCGCAGAAAGUGAAGGUCCAACCUCUCAUUGGAACAUCCGACGAUGGUGUAUAUCUGAAUCCUGCUGAUAUCCACAAGUUGGGCCUCGGCGAUACAGGACAGACAAUUGUCACUCGCCAUGGCCCAUGUAAAGUAUAUUCCGGUGUAUCAUUCUUUUUGAGAAAGAUCACAAUGGCGGUACAAUUCGCUACCACGUACCACAUAUACUUCGCCUGGCGGGAGACGCCAUUUACUCCGAUACAACCUCCAACACAAGGAAAGAAGGAGUCAUAGGACUACCACGGAUUUACAACCACCUUAUCUUCAUACACCUUAUGCACGUCCAUCUCAUCAACCUCUCCAUCGUCCCUUCUCUACAAAGAUAUCUCACACGCAUGAUCCCCCUCACAGCCAUCAAUUUUGAUAGAAACAUCCGUGCAUAUCCAUCCCCACCCGGAACUUGCAUCGCCGCCGACUUGUUAAGAAUCAGGGUAUUUGAGCUAAUACACGA